Messenger RNA from Nicotiana tabacum (common tobacco), 789 nucleotides. RefSeq lists its product as uncharacterized. Gene Ontology annotation, molecular function: zinc ion binding. Lineage: Eukaryota; Viridiplantae; Streptophyta; Magnoliopsida; Solanales; Solanaceae. The record is from RefSeq and is a predicted model, not a curated record.
AUGGCAAAAGCAUACACACAAGCUGAAUUUGACAGUCUGAUGGAGAAGGUGGAGAAGGUAGAUAUUAGAGUGAAAGAAUACUUAGAGUUAGCUGGUUACGAAAAUUGGAUUAGGUUGUAUGCACCUGUUAACAGGGGAUGGAAAAUGACGUCAAAUAUUGCUGAGUCAAUCAAUGUCUCACUAGUUUCAGCAAGGAAAUUGCCAAUAUACGACUUCCUCAAAGAAGUUAGGAAGAUGUUUGGACGUUGGAAUUGUAGUAACCGCAAAGAAGCUACACAGACAUACACGACGAUUGGAAAAAAAUACCAGGAGAUGCUGACUUUGAAUGAGGCAAUGUCUACACGUAUGACUGUGGUACCAUCAACUGAAUACUUACAUACGGUUAACGAUGGUGGGAGGAAUUACACAGUCUGCCUAUUAGAGAGAAAAUGUGUUUGUGGGAGGUUCCAAUUUGAUGAAUUGCCAUGCCCACAUGCUUGGGCUGUAUUGAAGAGCAAGUUUCUAAUGCCAAAAGAAUAUUGCUCUAACUAUUACAAACCAAAUACAAUUGUAAUGACAUAUGAUUUGCCAGUGUACCCGCUACCGGACAGAAAUGACUGGAAUAUACCAGAACAUGUUGUAGAGGAGGUUGUACUACCACCCAAAUGGAAAAGACCUUCUGGAAGGCCAAAGAAGAAGCGCGAUAAAACUUUAAGUGAAUUGUUGCAGUCAAAAAAUCAACAUUCAUGUAGCAUAUAUGGGGGAGGACAUAACAAGCGAACGUGUAGAAAUGCUCCACGUAAUAAAUAG